AUGAAUACUUUCCAGUGUUUUGCUCUUUUGGUGUGUGUAUGCUUGACAUAUGCACUGGCGCUACCGUAUCCGGAUGAAAUGAUAGUUCAGCUGGAAGGCCUACAAGGGGAAGAAUCCAGAAAUGGAGGUUGGGAACAUGGAGGAGGUAGCGGGGGACACGGCGGCGGCCAUGGACAAGGAGGAGGUUAUGGCCACGGCGGCGGUGGCUGGGGAAACGGUGGCGGUUGGGGACAUGGAUAG
Parnassius apollo (apollo) is the source of this 240-nucleotide messenger RNA. Lineage: Eukaryota; Metazoa; Arthropoda; Insecta; Lepidoptera; Papilionidae. The record is from the annotation of a GenBank genome assembly.